UCAGAUCCAAUUUUUAUGAUUUUAUAUCGAGAGCUACAUUAUCGUCAUAUUUACGCUCGAGUUCCAAGUGGACCCAGUAUAGACCAGAGAUUUGAGUCUUAUUAUAAUUAUUGUAAUCUCUUUAAUUAUAUCCUCAGUUCUGAAGGUCCUGUACCACUAGAACUUCCUAAUCAAUGGCUGUGGGAUAUCAUAGAUGAGUUUAUUUAUCAGUUUCAGUCGUUCAGUAUUUAUCGAUGUAAAGUUGGAAAGAAAAGUGACAGUGAGUUGGAUAUAUUGAGAGCCAAUCCAAAGAUCUGGAAUGUCCACAGUGUAUUAAACGUUCUUCAUUCUCUAGUGGAGAAAUCUAAUAUCAAUCGUCAACUAGAGGUUUAUACCAGUGGAGGUGACCCAGAUAGUGUAGCUGGUGAGUUCGGACAACAUUCACUGUAUAAAAUGUUAGGUUAUUUUAGUUUGAUUGGAUUAUUACGUCUUCAUUCCUUAUUAGGAGAUUAUUACCAGGGACUGAAAGUUCUCGAGAAUAUUGAUUUUAAUAAACAGAGUUUAUAUUCCCGAGUACCAGCAUGUCAGAUAACCACGUUUUACUAUGUAGGGUUCGCCUAUAUGAUGAUGAGACGUUAUCAAGACGCCAUUCGUACCUUCUCUAAUAUCUUACUCUAUAUACAGAGAACUAAAAACAUGUUUUUAUCAAAUAAACCUCAAAUAUACGACCAGAUAUCUAAAACAAAUGAUAAGAUGUACACUCUGCUAUCAAUUUGUUUAACUCUACAUCCAAUGAGAAUAGAUGAAAGUGUCCAUUCUCAACUCCGAGAGAAAUGUGCUGAUAAAAUGUUACGCAUGCAGAAAGGUGAUGUAAAUGAAUUUGAACAGAGUUUUGCGUUUGCUUGUCCUAAAUUCUUAUCACCAGUUCCACCAAAUUAUGAGUCUCUUGGUGCCAAUUUUCAUAAGGAACCAUUUGGUUUACAACUGAGAGUAUUUUUAGACGAGGUGGCUCAGCAGAUUCUGGUACCAACUAUUAGAAGUUAUCUUAAAUUGUACACAACUCUACCUAUUUACAAAUUAGCUGCUUUUAUGGAUGUUGAUGAAGAUACAUUGAAAACUCAACUCAUGUGUUUUAAGCAUAAAAUGAAGAAUGUUGUAUGGACUAAGGGUACCAGUGGAUUGGACGGAGAAUUUCAGUCGGCUUCCGAAGUUGAUUUCUAUAUUGAUAAAGACAUGAUCCAUGUAGCUGAUACGAAGGUUGCUAGGCGAUAUGGAGAUUUCUUUAUUAGACAGAUUCAUAAAUUUGAUGAGGUGAGAUUAUUUUCAUGA
Molecule: messenger RNA, 1308 nt
Organism: Lottia gigantea (owl limpet)
Lineage: Eukaryota; Metazoa; Mollusca; Gastropoda; Lottiidae
Exons: 13
Biological process (GO): translational initiation
Cellular component (GO): eukaryotic translation initiation factor 3 complex; cytoplasm
Molecular function (GO): translation initiation factor activity
Source: RefSeq, a predicted model, not a curated record